CUUGGUUCUUCUUGUAGGUUUUAAGCAGGGUUUUAAGGCGGCUAUUUCCCCCAUUGCCCUCUUUCAAUUUUGCACCAAAUUCUCUUCAUUCAAUGUUCCCAUUUCAAUUCCUACAUAUUUGUUCCUCAUAAUUCUGUUCACUUCACUUCACAAUCAAAAAAAAUGUGGAGACACUUAGCCAAGAGAGCUGCUUUAUCAAAGAACCUCAACAAUUUAUCUUCAGAUUCUGCCAUUCUCAAUCAAGAAAUCAAAUUUCUCCAAAAAAUCAGACACCCAGAUGCUCAAACACCUCAUUCAUAUCCGGGCCGUCGCGGAAUUAGCUUAUUUUCAUCUCAAAAUGGUAGCUUUAUCAGACCCAGUUCAGCUUUUUUAACAAACCCUAUAGGGUUUUCUAGUUUUGAUUACAAGGAAUUCGCAACUGCAGCUGCGCAAGUUGCGGUUUCGACGGAUGAUUCAGAUUUAUCAGGAGUUGAUGAAUUGCAAGAAAAGAUUGAGGAAAUUAAUAAGCAAAUGGAGGUGCAUUUUAGUACAAAAAGGCAACAGCAACGACAACAGCCGAAGAAGAUGAUAGCGGGUAUGGGCGUUGGCAAAUACGCCAUUCUUAAAAGGCGGCAAAUUAAGCUGGAGACGAAGGCGUGGGAAGAUGCAGCUAAAGAGUAUCAAGAGUUGUUAGCUGACAUGUGUGAGCAGAAGUUGGCUCCGAAUUUGCCUUAUGUGAAGUCUUUGUUUUUGGGGUGGUUUGAGCCUUUGAAAGAUGCGAUUGUUAAAGAGCAGGAGUUGAGUAGGGAGAAGAAUUGUAAGAUGUCUCAUGGGCCGUAUUUUGAUGGUUUGCCGGCGGAUAUGAUGGCUGUUAUUACUAUGCAUAAGAUGAUGGGAUUGUUGAUGACAACCAAUGGUGGGAAUGGAAGUGUUCGGGUUGUUCAGGCUGCUUGCGCUGUUGGUGAGGCGAUUGAGAACGAGGCUAGGAUACACGAUUUCUUGGAGAAGACAAAGAAGAAGAAGAAGAACAUAAAAAAUGAGGAACCUGAAGGUGAACCAGAUACUGGCUCCAAUGGAGAAGCAUUACUUCCUAAGGAACAGGAGAAACUGAGGAAAAGAGUCACUGAACUCAUGAAAAAGCAAAAGGUUCAUCAAGUAAGGGGUUUGGUUAAGGCCCACGAUAAUUCUAAGCCUUGGGGUCAGGAAGCACAUGUUAAGGUUGGCUGCCGUUUGAUUCAAUUGUUACUUGAAACAGCCUAUAUACAAUCUCCAGUCAGUCAACUGGGAGAUGGUUUACCUGAUAUUCGUCCUGCAUUUAUGCACACCCUAAAAAAUGUCAUGAAAGAUACACAGAAAACCAGCCGUAGAUAUGGUGUUAUCGAAUGUGACCCACUAGUUCGUAAAGGCCUUGAAAAAUCGGCCAGGCACAUGGUCAUCCCUUAUAUGCCAAUGCUGGUGCCUCCUUUGAACUGGACAGGGUAUGAUCAAGGUGCAUAUUUUUUUUUGCCGUCCUAUGUUAUGCGAACCCAUGGAGCAAAACAACUACGUGAAACAGUUCGAAGGACUCCAAAGAAACAAUUAGAACCUGUUUUUGAGGCCCUGGAUACGCUAGGAAAUACAAAAUGGAGGAUAAAUAAGAAGGUACUUGCAGUAAUUGACAGGAUAUGGGCAAAUGGAGGCCGUCUUGCUGGCUUGAUUGACCGUGAGGAUGAACCUUUACCCGAAGAACCAGAAACAGAGGAUGAAGCCGAAAUUCGAAAAUGGAAGUGGAAAAUGAAAAAUGUGAAAAAAGAGAAUAGCGAGAGACAUUCCCAGCGGUGUGAUAUAGAACUUAAACUUGCUGUUGCUAGGAAGAUGAAGGAUGAAGAUGGCUUCUACUACCCUCAUAACCUUGAUUUUCGUGGUCGUGCUUACCCCAUGCAUCCACAUUUAAAUCAUCUUGGCUCUGACCUAUGUCGUGGCAUUCUGGAGUUUUCAGAAGGGCGCCCUCUCGGGGAGUCUGGCUUCCGCUGGCUGAAGAUACAUUUGGCAAAUGUAUUUGGUGGUGGUGUAGAUAAGCUAUCCUAUGAGGGCAGGGUAGCAUUUGCUGAGAAUCAUCUGGAUGAUAUUUUUGAUUCUGCAGAUCGGCCUUUAGAAGGAAGCCGCUGGUGGUUGGGUGCAGAGGAUCCUUUUCAAUGCUUGGCAACAUGUAUUAAUAUUGCAGAAGCAUUUAGAAGCUCCUCUCCGGAGACUACUAUUUCACAUAUGCCCAUCCACCAGGAUGGUUCCUGUAAUGGCUUGCAACACUAUGCUGCCCUUGGAAGGGACAAGUUGGGAGCUGCUGCAGUUAAUCUUGUUAGGGGAGAGAAACCUGCAGAUGUAUAUUCAGGAAUAGCUACCAGGGUUCUUGAUAUAAUGAGGGAAGAUGCAGAAAAGGAUCCCGAAACUAGUCCAUCUGCAUUGCACGCUAAGCUUCUAAUCGAUCAGGUAGACAGGAAAUUGGUGAAGCAGACAGUGAUGACAUCAGUUUAUGGCGUUACUUAUAUUGGUGCUCGUGAUCAAAUAAAAAGGAGGCUAAAAGAACGUGGUACCAUUGCAGAUGAUCCAGCUUUAUAUGCUGCAUCUUGCUAUGCUGCCAAAACCACCUUGAUGGCUUUAGAAGAGAUGUUUGAAGGUGCAAGAAGUAUCAUGGCCUGGCUCGGUGAAUGUGCAAAGGUAAUAGCUUCAGAGAAUCAAACUGUGCGAUGGACCACUCCUCUUGGACUUCCUGUUGUACAGCCUUAUAAACAGUUGGGAAGGCAUCUGAUUAAGACAUCUCUUCAGAUGUUGGCACUGCAAAAGGAAACGGACAAGGUAAUGGUUAAGAGGCAAAGAACAGCAUUUCCUCCAAACUUUGUUCACUCCCUUGAUGGUUCUCAUAUGAUGAUGACUGCCGUUGCCUGCAAACAUGCAGGUCUAAACUUUGCAGGAGUCCAUGAUUCAUAUUGGACGCAUGCAAGUGAUGUUGACAAAAUGAAUGAGAUUCUUCGAGAAAAAUUUGUUGAACUCUACGAGGCAGCCAUACUAGAAGAUUUGUUAGAAAGCUUUCAAAAGUCAUUCCCAAAGUUGAAGUUUCCUCCCUUACCGGAUCGAGGAGAUUUUGAUCUCAAAGAUGUUCUGGAUUCUCCCUAUUUCUUCAACUAAUCUGAGCCAAAGCCUAAUCUUGUUUCCUGCAAUAUUAUCAUCACGUGGCAUGCAAUCAGAAAGCGAUGGCAGUUAUGUCCAAUCCCGGAGCAUGCAUUCGUGAAGGUGACAAGUAUCAGCAACUAAUUAAGGGAGAAACAGCUGGGAGUAAAGACUCAAGGGGGCACCCAAUGGGUGUCCGAGUCCAACAAGUUCUUCUGUACAUAAUUGAAACAAAAAGGGAAUGGAUAUAAUCAGCACCAGGAGAUGCCCCUUAGAAUCCUGGUUCUCUACUUCAAAGAUUUAAUUAUUCUUCGGAUUCGUUCAGGAAAUAAGAGGAAUAAAGGUCGUGCCACAUGCAGUAUGGCCUCGAUGAGCAGCUCGAGUUACUACCUUCCUAAUCGAGUUGUUCUGAAUUGCCUUUGUGCAAAAGUGCAUCAAAGCUUCAGCAGCAAUAAGGCAUUAUUUUAUUGAAGAUGUGAUUCGAAUGGAACUAAGAAGCUUUUACAGGCAUACCGUACUUCUCAUGAUGCUGACUGCUACAGGUUUUUAUAGAUUUGAAAAUAGUGACGACGAUAAUGACAAUAUUGUCAUAGAGAUUGAUAGACAAUUCUUUUAAUAAUAUUGAUUAGUAUUUUUCUUUUACAGUCACUUGUAUCUUUUCUUGCUCUAAUUCGAAGCAAGUUGUCUAAUUUAUAGAAAUAAAUAAAUUAUAUAGGCACCAUUUUUUUCAA
Molecule: messenger RNA, 3854 nt
Organism: Mercurialis annua (annual mercury)
Lineage: Eukaryota; Viridiplantae; Streptophyta; Magnoliopsida; Malpighiales; Euphorbiaceae
Product: DNA-directed RNA polymerase 1, mitochondrial-like
Exons: 19
Coding region: 163-3141 (992 amino acids)
Biological process (GO): mitochondrial transcription
Cellular component (GO): mitochondrial DNA-directed RNA polymerase complex
Molecular function (GO): DNA binding; DNA-directed RNA polymerase activity
Source: RefSeq, a predicted model, not a curated record